AUGGGCCCUCUUCCUGACCAAGAGACCUUCCUUAUUCGACAAGUAGGAGUCUGUUUGAGAAGCGACCCGGCGCCGUCCGGAUCGUGCUCGCUCUGCAAAAAGUCUUACCUUGAUCGAAAGCUGCGAACUAUUCAACUUCCUGAUUGCAAACACUACGUGCACCAAGAGUGCCUGUUAUCACAUUUCCGUAUUCGCGAUCAAGAAUGGGAAGUCUGCCCUGUCUGCGACAUUGCCUUGUGCCAGCGCACUCUAGCGGAUCGCAUCGAUACAGACCGCGAGGCUAUCUUUGAUAGGCAGUUCACCGAAUUCAAGAACGCCGUAAGUAUUGAAUUUCCCCAGCGCAGCGAAAUGGCCUAUUGUUGGUCAGAUGAAGAGGUUGCUGCAACGCAGCUUCGGCUCUUGAAAGACUACGUCGAUGUCCAUGCAGAAGAGCUUUUUCGGACCUGGAGAUCUAAGCGCACGGAGCCUGAUUGGUUUGCGAUGGUGGUCAAGCCUGUUGUCGAAUUGUUUCGUGGAUGGAAUAUUCCUACACGGCGGAGCAAAUACUUUGCUGACCGUGAGGCUUUCCUCAAAGUCAUCGUUUGGGCGGAGCUAGUACGGUUGAUGAAUACUACGCGCGCCGCUGUUAGACAUCGUCAUGGCGAGGGUGAACCGUUUCCGCAGUUGACAGGAUUGCAUCGUUGGUUCAUGCGUACGAAGGGGCGGUAUGAGGACGAGAAGAAGAAGUGGCGUAAGGAUCGCAAUGGUGUUCUGCUCUGCGAUAUGAUCCAAGAUGAAGCCACUACACCCUCUGGCCUUCCCAACUCCGAGCUCCCAAACCAGAAAGAGUUUCUUGCUCACGAAAUCGUACCGAGUCGUGAUGAUACUGUACUACCACCCGCCGAGACCGCAUGCGGCGUUUGUCUCGAAGAACUCACGGAGCCCGUAUCUCACUCCAACAUCACCACGGUUGACGAAAGUGAAGUAGUCUUCCUAGACCCCUGUCAGCACUUCUUCCACCGAGCCUGCAUUGUCAACUGGCAUACCAGUACUCGACCAGAGCGCGACACAUGCCCGAUAUGUCGUCGCGUACUUUUCCAGGCUGACGCUCUCACCACCGAACAAAUACAGCAUUUGGUUGAAGACAUCUAUCAUGACCAUGGGGUACGACCUCUCGGGCCAUAUCGGGAGCCCGGACCGAACGAGCGAUUGGUGGAAUGGGGGCAAUACGUUUUGGCGUCGGAAGCAGAGCGCGCUGUUCGUCAAGAAAUAAACCGUGUCGUCACCUCAGGCGGUCAGCAUGAUUGGAUGAAGGUUUGCAGAGAACUACGAGAUUCCAUGCUCGGCAUCAAUGGGACGCUUCGUCCUGCUUUCGAACCUUACCGUGACACGGUCGUCCUCCGGCUACACGCCAUUCCAAUGUUCUUCGCCAUCACUGCUUACGACGAUGCGAUCCAGAAGCGUGCAUUUCGAAAGUUCUAUUACUGGUUCUCUCAGGUGAACAACACAAGAGCUGAGGUCGAGUUGUAUAACCAAGUAGCGUUGGACGGCUUAUACGUGUUGGAUGUCCGUCUCGUUGCUACAGUCUCGGCCGAAUGGUUGCAAUCGCAGUGUGAUAAGGUAGAGAAGUUCGCACGCAUAGCAACGGAUUUGGAGGAACGGAGAGAUGCGCGUUCGAUCCGUGGGCUCAGGGAACGCAUUACCACGUGGGUUACGCGCGGUCUGUUUGGCGUCUUAGCCAGACACCGUUUUGAUGUCGACGAGAGUAGCAUCCGAAGGGACGUUGGAACUCGCAGUGACUGA
Messenger RNA from Dothidotthia symphoricarpi CBS 119687, 1782 nucleotides. RefSeq lists its product as uncharacterized. Gene Ontology annotation, molecular function: zinc ion binding; ubiquitin protein ligase activity. Gene Ontology annotation, biological process: protein ubiquitination. NCBI's taxonomy places the organism in Eukaryota, Fungi, Ascomycota, Dothideomycetes, Pleosporales, Dothidotthiaceae. The record is from RefSeq and is a predicted model, not a curated record. Bases 1 to 1782 code for a protein of 593 amino acids. The transcript has 2 exons.